CAACAACCUCUGUUUUGAAGUCAGUUUAGAAAUUGCACAGAGACAGUUUCAGUAAAUGAAUUCUCUCUUCCAGUAAGAUUCGGUGUCAGAAAAUUGCUUGCAGGUUCAUUUAAAUGUUGUGUGGAAAAAAUGUUAUAGCUGUAUGAUAUACGCAAUAUAACUAGAAUGUAACUACUACACUUAUCCUUUGUUGUAUACAGGUGGGACAAAACUUCAUUAUUUUGUUCAUGAGAUUAAUGGUGAUUUUUGUACACCAGACAUGCUUUCGUGAGAGAUGUAGCCCACAUGUCUGAAAAAGGGAAAGACUGUGGUUUAUUGACAUGCAUCUCAGACUAAGAUGUAAAAGUAGACGAAAUGUCAGAGAGGUUUAACGUUCAGCGUAAGAUGAGGGUCUUGCAUACUCGCUGUCUUACAUAGAUAAUACAGGAAGGAAAAAAGACAUCUGCCAGUUCGUCCUGCAUAAUUCCCUUUCAACUGAUUUUGCUCUUGUGGUUUAUCGGCUUAAACUAAUUUUGCUGACCUUUGGCAGCAGAGAUUUACUUCAUGAGUGUAUGUACCACGGAAGACUACCACCAUCAUUUUCAUAAAUUAUACUUUGAAGUGAUCGGCAAAGUUUCACUAUGACGAACUGCUCAACGAAAGAAGUGGACACUUUAACGAAGACUCUGGACUUGAUCAUUUACAUUCCCGUCUUGGUGUUCGGCUUGGCAUUAAACAUUGCAGCACUGGUGGUGUUCUGUCGGCUGCUCAGAAAAUGGACCGAGUCCUCCAUCUACAUGACCAACCUGGCUCUGAUGGACCUUCUGUUGCUGCUGCAGCUGCCCUUCAAAAUGCACGCAGCACACCACGAGUGGGCAGAAGACAAGAAAAUGCUUUGCUCCUUCCUGGAAAGUCUUUACUUUGUUGCUAUGUAUGGUAGCAUCUACACAAUUGUGUGCAUAGCCAUAGACCGAUAUAUCGCAAUAAACCACCCAUUUCGAGCCAAGCAGAUGCGUUCGAAGAAGAAUGCCUUGAUUGUUUGCAUUUCCAUCUGGGUGUUCGUUAUGGCAGCGACUUCACCCAUCUACACCUUCCGGGAAUGGAAGAGAACGGGGAAUAAUUUCCAAUGUUUCCAUGGCUUCUCUAAGAAGGGUUGGAGCACUGCAAUAAUUGUGUGCCUGGAGGUCUUUGGUUUCCUGUUACCUGCUGCAGUACUGGUGGUGUGCUCCAUUCAGAGCGUCCGUACUCUCAAAGCCUCAAAUAACGCUGACCACAAGGGGCAAGCUGGUGUGAGAAUCAUCUACAGCAGCCUAGCGGCCUUCCUAGUGCCCUUCACCCCCUGUCACGUGGCCAUAUUGCUGCAGUAUCUUGUCCGUAAUGAAAUCAUUUUAGACUGCAACCAGCAAAAGAACAUCGCCCUUUUUAUACAGGUGUCGAUAAACAUUGCAAACGUGACCUGCUGCUUGGAUGCACUGUGUUAUUAUUUCAUUGCAAAGGAAGUCCGAUCCACCAAGGAAACACUUAGACUGUCCAUCAGCAGAGCAAGAACCACCAGCUCCUCAGAUGUUUGAGAGGGCGAAUUAAGUUUAUUAGACUUUCACAAUGUGCGUUGAUGGCUUUCAAGUGGAAGCAAACUUGUGGUCACACUAUUGAAAUAUUAACAUUGAAAGUUGAGUGGCAACUUUGAAACACAGCUCCAAAAAAAAAAAAAAGGAAAAA
This is a messenger RNA of Carassius gibelio (silver crucian carp), 1698 nucleotides long. Its product is annotated as G-protein coupled receptor 55. Gene Ontology annotation, cellular component: membrane. Gene Ontology annotation, molecular function: G protein-coupled receptor activity. Gene Ontology annotation, biological process: phospholipase C-activating G protein-coupled receptor signaling pathway; positive regulation of Rho protein signal transduction. Lineage: Eukaryota; Metazoa; Chordata; Actinopteri; Cypriniformes; Cyprinidae. The transcript is spliced from 3 exons. The record is from RefSeq and is a predicted model, not a curated record. Bases 621 to 1550 code for a protein of 309 amino acids.